GUACAAAUGACUAGGAAUGCUCCUCCAGGUCAAGAAUCGACAGAUUUAGCAUGGCUCGUCACACCCGCAAAAGAUCUUGUCGAGAACUUCUCAAUCGACGUGUUGAAAGCACUCGCCGGAUACCUCGAGGUUAUCAGACAAGAAAGUGAAGACACAGAUAAUCAGGUGGAUGCAGCGACAACUUACAGAUUGUUCGAUUUUCAACGAGCAUGCCGGAUUAUUCAAGGAUCGUGUGCCGUAUAUGGUCGAAAAGUAGAUCAUGUCUAUGAACUGACGAUUUCAGUUGUGGAUUUAGUCGAGAACAAAGGUCAAGAUGAUGGAAACACCGGCAGUAGACGAGGAGCUGGAAGACGGAAAAAUUUUAAUUUGGGAUCGACGAAUUACGACUUGGCUGAUAUCGACUCACUGAAACAGGAAGCUCUAGCAAAUUUUGAGAAGACAGUAAAAGAAGAGAAAAAAUCGAUUGAUGCAGUGAGAAUGGUCGAGAAUGCUGAAGUUAUAGAGUCUCAAUAUGAGCGAAAAAGCUGUUUAGUAGCAAAGCCAACCCAGUUCAUGUUCAAGCUCAAUUACGGCCAGCUCAAUCGUACUGAUGAACAAAUUUUGAAUGCAAAAUCUCGUCCUGAUGUUAUCGGAAAAGUAAAAGAUUUUGAAAUUAAAAAGUCGAAAGUUAAACACGAUCAACAAAUACUCUACUCCCAUGAUUGUUAUCGUGGAAAUUUAGACCAAUUCACACUACCUGGUGCUCGUUGGAUGCCAGAUAAUAAGGAAUUGGCAGCUAAUUUUGGUGUUGCUGAUUUGGAAGUUGAGUUAGAUUUGGAGCAAGAGCAUGAGAAGAUCAGUGCAUAUGGACCGUUUAAGGAUCCUCUCUCUGGCCGUGAAGUUGUUCCACCUCCUCGUUGGUUCAUAGAGCAAGAAGCAGUUCGUCAAAAUCAAGAAAUUCAAUCUCGUGCCACAUCGAGAGCCAUCACAAUUGCAGCUAAAACUCUUCGAGAUUCUCAAGGCUUUGGAUCUCAACCAACUCGUCUCUCACAACCAUUUGUUGAACGACAUCGACAGAGUAAUCAUUUGAAUGAUUUCUUGUCAUUUGUGGAGGGAAGAGUUAAUAAGAAUCGCCCGAGCACUCAUCUUACCACUGGCUUAGUUGAUAUGUUCGUUGAUAACUUUGGAUCUGUUAUGCAAAACGAUGAACCAAACACUAGUAGAAGACCUGAUGAGAAUUACGCGCCCAUGGACUUUGAUGAUGAUUUUGGUGGUGGAGGAGACGAUGACGACGAUGAUUAUAUUCGAAAUUUGUCCAGAAGGGAUGAGAAGCGAGCACCGGCACCAUGGGACGAGCUGGAUAAAAAUCAUAUUAUUUGGUACACGGGAGACGAGAAUCUGCCAGUCGUUAGCAAGCCGGUAAAAAAGAUCACGAAAUUCCAACCAAAACCCGCUGAAAUGUUGGCUAGGAAGCAACGACGUGAGGAAAAGAUCAAUAAGUCUCGACGAGACGAGUUCAUGGAAACUCACGACUAUCUGCAGGAUUACUACUAUUGGAGAAGUGCGGCUCGUAUAAAUCCGAUUAAGGACUGGAAGAUAGAAUCACUUCGUACUGCUAUUCUAGCCGAGAAGAAACGAAGAAUCAAGGAAAAGACUGCAAAAAUCCGAGAAGCUCGUAUCCAGAAUAUGCAGAGAAAACGGACAGCUCGUGUGAUACCCGUGGAGCAAUUUGAACCGGUAACAGAGGAUAUUCCAACGUCUAAUAGAAGAACCCUCGGAGCUGAAUAUGACGACGUAGUCGAUGAAGAUCUUGCUGCCGAAGUCGAGCUCUCAAUGUUUGGAGGUGGGUUCGAUGACGACGAAGAAGACGUGCGGCCACGUGGUGAACGGCCUCCUAUGGCUCCAAACAACCUAGAAUUCGAUGCUCUUCAAACAGAUUUUGAUAUUCCGCCUGCUGAAUAUGUUCCAUUAAGAUUCGAGGAUAUUGAUGAUGCCGAACUGAACAGUGUUAUCAAUUUACCUGGAAAUUUGCUCAUCGACAAAGCUUUACCAUUGCUCAAGAAGUUUGCUGAAAAUCGAACAGAUCGCGAACAAAUGGCUUACGAGAUGGCUAAAGCAUAUGAAGAUGUGGAUGUUGCCGUGUCAACUCUACAAGAACAUGUUGACAAAUGGCAUUCUCGAAUGGAACCAAUCCUCGAAGAAGGAGAAACUCGAAAAGAGUAUGAUGUUCACGCAGUUGGUCGUGCUGUCAUUGGCCAAUACGAUAUUGAAGGUGGCACGAAACGUUUACUAGAUUUGGUUAUGGAUCGUCCAUGGUACGAAAUCAGUCGAUACUUCCUUUCGUGCCUCUUUAUGUGUAAUGUCGGAAAUGUCAUGGUCAGCGAGGACAUGGAACUGCCACUCGAGGAAAGAAUCAACUCGAUGAAAAUCACACUACUCAAAAGAGAUAUGCAUUGUGAAAUGUUCAAGGAGGCUGGCGCUCUUGAUGCCUAAUUUAUAAUUAUUGUUUUUUUUGCAUUAAAUCUCCCGAAAACCAUCUUAAUUUAUUUAAACAUUCCUCAUUGUCUCUACUUGUAUCUCGAUUUCUGGCUAUACUUUCAUUUUACUGUAUCAAUUAAUUAACUUCUAGAUGCCAAGUAUUUUUCUUCUGUUCGUUAUGGUACUUUACUGACUGUACAAUAACUUUUUUUCCGACGAAUUACCACUAUUUCUUUGAUUGUUUUUUAAUUACGUCCUUCAUUUUUUAUUCAAUCUUAAAAAUAAAUCGACUGGUUUUAAU
Molecule: messenger RNA, 2758 nt
Organism: Caenorhabditis elegans
Lineage: Eukaryota; Metazoa; Nematoda; Chromadorea; Rhabditida; Rhabditidae
Gene: kle-2
Product: Condensin-2 complex subunit kle-2
Exons: 7
Coding region: 7-2472 (821 amino acids)
Biological process (GO): chromosome condensation
Cellular component (GO): chromosome; chromosome, centromeric region; nucleus
Source: RefSeq, marked reviewed